AUGUGGCAAAGCAAUAGUUUCCAGUAUGAAAAUACUCCAUCUAAAAAACGUGGGAGAAAGUCUAGGUCUCCUGGAGCUACAGAAGCUUCCUACUCUUUCAAAACUGUUAUGUCAUUCAUUGGCCAAGAACAAAUACCAGAUGAUCAAAAUACCGCAUCAAUUAAUUCUUAUGAGCCCUCUCUUAGAACAACUGAAGCACAAAAUAAUGAUUCUUUAAUCAUUAAUCCAUAUCAAAAUAUCACAUUAUCCUCUACUAUUCAUUUAAACGAAACCUCUUUUGUUGAAACUCCUCCCAAUAUCUACCCAUACAAGGCUGCUGAAAUAUUCCCAAAUAUGUUUCCUGAAAAACCAGCGCAAGAUAAUGACCUUUUAAUCAUUAAUUCAUAUCAAAAUAUCACAUUAUCCUCUACUAGCCAUUUUAACGAUUCCUCUUCUCUUAGCAUCCAUCCCUGCGGAGCUGUUGAAGCAUCACAAAAUGCUUUCCUUUUCAUUCACGAAGGACCAACACAAAAUAAUGAUCCAUUAAUCAUUAAUCUAUAUAAAAUAUCACUCCAUUCUUUAUUAGUUAUUCAAAUAAUUUUUUCUCUUUAG
Molecule: messenger RNA, 591 nt
Organism: Dentiscutata erythropus
Lineage: Eukaryota; Fungi; Glomeromycota; Glomeromycetes; Diversisporales; Gigasporaceae
Source: the annotation of a GenBank genome assembly